AUGGCAGCUUCAACCUCUAAUUCCGACAUCAAAGUCACCCUCUACUGGCUAAGCCAGUCUCGCGCCCAGUCGAUUCUCUGGGUUUUAGAGGCUCUGUCAGUUCCAUACCAACUCAAGACAUUCAAACGUGGACCGGAUAUGCUGGCGCCCAAGGAACUCAAAGACAUUCACCCCCUCGGAAAGUCGCCGGUUAUAAGCGUUGAGCGUCCCGAGUUCUCGAAGCCGUUGAUCCUAGCCGAAUCAGGCGCGAUUGUCGAGUACUUGCUUGACCAUUUUGGUGGCGAAGAAAAGGGGCUUGUUCCCAGGCGCUACGCCAGCGAGGAAGAUAAAACCAAGGGCAUUGAGACGGAAGAGUGGUUGAGAUAUAGGUUCUAUAUGCACUACAUUGAGGGAAGCCUGAUGCCUCAGUUGGUUACUGCUUUGAUUAUAGACGGUGUCCGCCAGUUCCCUGUGCCGUUCUUCGUCAAACCCAUCACCGGCAUCGUAGCCAACAGGAUUCAAGCCAGCUGGCUUGACAAGCAGUUUGCUGUCCACUUCCCUUUCUUGGAGGGCCAGCUCAAGACUGUGCCAGGCACAACCGAGACUCAGAAAGGUGGUAUUUGUGGCCCCACGUUCAAUGCUGCCGACAUUUUGAUGAGUUUUCCCGUGAUUGCCGCCACAAACCGCGGAAUUUACUCCAAAACCGACUGCCCUGAACUUGUUGCUUAUGCGGACAGACUUGAAAAGGAUGCAGGCUACCAGAAAGCAGUGAAGAAGAUCGAAGAGGUGGAGGGCCAGUUUGUUUCGACUUUGUAA
This is a messenger RNA of Talaromyces rugulosus, 795 nucleotides long. RefSeq lists its product as uncharacterized. Bases 1 to 795 code for a protein of 264 amino acids. The transcript is spliced from 3 exons. The record is from RefSeq and is a predicted model, not a curated record. Lineage: Eukaryota; Fungi; Ascomycota; Eurotiomycetes; Eurotiales; Trichocomaceae.